AUGCCCAACUUCGUCUUCAGUCUUGCUCAUUUCUGCGAGAUCCACGGACCUUCCAUCGUCAUAUGCACCCAGCAAAGCCGGCUGGACCUGAGCAACGCCUCUUCAUCCAAGCUCCAGUCGUGUGCUCUGUGUGAACUAAUACUACCGAACGAAGCGGUAAACCUAGCCAGUUCGGUUAACGAAGACGAAAAGUAUAUAUCUACGCGGUACCCGUCGUCACAGAGCGUUUAUACAGCCUAUGUCAAGCUCGUGAUGAAACUGUUAUCUGUGGAGACAUCAGCAGAUUCACUGAAACCAGUGUUCUUUGGAGAUGUGGUGAAUGGGUUCUGUAUGAGCCGAGUGUUCAAAAUUCAGGAUGUGAAUUCUAGAGGCGGUGAACGAAAGUAUGCUCUUGUCAUGGGCUGUGACGAGGAGCUGCACCUUCUACGAAACUGGGAUGUGGUGAGUACUUAUAUGAGCGAGAUCAUUCUGUCUAUACAACGGCAGGUGGAGAAGCAUUUGGCUCACGAAGCUGAGCAGCUGAAUAAUGUGGAUAACGAGAGGUACUUGAGGAGAUCGAAAAUUAGACCGAAAUCGCUAGUGGAGUUGACCAACGACGCCCAGAUCUUUGUGAGGUUCCAUCUCUGGGCGAUCGAGUUGUUGAGAGACGUUGUGAGUUGA
Messenger RNA from Candidozyma haemuli, 660 nucleotides. RefSeq lists its product as uncharacterized. Lineage: Eukaryota; Fungi; Ascomycota; Pichiomycetes; Serinales; Metschnikowiaceae. The coding region runs from base 1 to 660 and encodes 219 amino acids. Gene Ontology annotation, molecular function: GTPase activator activity. The record is from RefSeq and is a predicted model, not a curated record. Gene Ontology annotation, cellular component: cytosol. Gene Ontology annotation, biological process: positive regulation of TORC1 signaling; positive regulation of GTPase activity. The transcript has a single exon.